AUGUCUCAAAUGAAAUCAAGUUUAGCUUUACAAAUUACCUUAAAGGUAACAUUUAACUAUUCGUUAAUUUAUUUUAUAAUAAUGUUUUCAAUUUUUAUAUAUAAAGUUUCAAUUUAUACAUAUCCAAUAUAUAUUAAAGUGAUUGAAGGAUUAUUAAUUUUGGAAAUUUUACCUCUUGAAAUAAUAAAACAUUCAUGGGCUAAAAGAGGAAAUUUGACGGAGACAUGGGCAUACUUAUUUUUAUCAAUAUUAUUAAAUAUUUUAAUGGGUCUUAUCUGUUUUCCGUCCUUGACCAGACAUCAUAUCAUUAUUCAGAAACUUAUUUUGUUUUAA
Molecule: messenger RNA, 333 nt
Organism: Strongyloides ratti
Lineage: Eukaryota; Metazoa; Nematoda; Chromadorea; Rhabditida; Strongyloididae
Exons: 5
Coding region: 1-333 (110 amino acids)
Biological process (GO): non-motile cilium assembly
Cellular component (GO): ciliary transition zone
Source: RefSeq, a predicted model, not a curated record